This is a messenger RNA of Anneissia japonica, 4420 nucleotides long. Its product is annotated as probable serine/threonine-protein kinase pats1. Lineage: Eukaryota; Metazoa; Echinodermata; Crinoidea; Comatulida; Comatulidae. The record is from RefSeq and is a predicted model, not a curated record. The transcript is spliced from 11 exons. The coding region runs from base 72 to 2273 and encodes 733 amino acids.
AAGAGGAACGAAUUAAAACUGAAGUAAGCCUACCAAGAGAGGAAAUCAAUGUUGUAGAGACUGAGUCCAAAAUGCCAAUGCAAAUACAAAAGCAGGUUGAUGACGGAUUUAAAGACGGAAUUUAUUACAAGAAACAAGGUUUGGGAGAAUGGCACAUAGGAGAGGAGACAUUCAACAUAUGGGAUUAUGGAGGUCAGGUGAUCUACCAUGGAAUACAUAAAAUCUUCAUGACAUUCAUGGCGGUUUAUAUUGUGGUAUUCAAUCUUGACGCCGGCCUUGAUGAACAUGCUAUGGUUCAAGAUUCAUCAGGGAAGAAGUACCCUCAUCACUUGACCAAUCUUGAGUUCAUAAUAUAUUGGAUCCAGUCAGUUUACACACAUAGCCGUCAAUUAAUAGAUGACAUAGAACGAGAGAUUGAUUUACCUGCUAUCGUUCUCGUGGGCACCCACCGCGAUUCCCUUGGUGACAAUGAAGAAGAAAGAAAACGCAAGGUAGAGGAGGUGUUUACCAAAAUAAGUAACGCACUGGAAGGAGCACCAUACGAAUCACACGUUUACCAUGAAUAUUUUGAUAUCGAACACAACUGUCCAGAAAUACAUAAAAAUGUUUUCAAGCUAAAGAAUGUACUUGAGGAUCUUAUGAAAACAUUGGUCAAGCCUGUUCCGUUGAAAUGGAUGCAUUUCCGAUGUGAAUUACAGCAGUUACGAAACGAAAAACUAGUUUGUUCAUUGCAAAAGGUUAAAGAACUGGCUACUACGUGUGGAAUAGAUGACGAAGACGACGAAGACAAAGACAAACAACUGAAUGUUCUAUUGAACUUCUUAUAUGAUCUUGGUGAGAUAAUUUACAUGCCAGACAACGAUGCUUUAAAAGAUAAAGUGAUUCUAGAUCCGAUGGAAUUUGUCGGCGUCGUCAAAACAGUUAUCACCGUCAUUCCACCAAAAUUACGGACCGCCAAGUUUAAAGCGUCAAUGAGAAAACUUGACAUGAAGGGCAUAUUAGAAGAAGGGUUACUCAGAAACCUUUGGAGAAAGAGUGAUAUUGAUUUGAACAACUUUGAAACGUUUGUAGAGUUGAUGAAGCAGUUUAGUUUUCUUUGUGACAGAAAGACUUCUGAGGCCUCAGAUGAAGCUCGUUCUUUCUUUGUUCCAUUGCGACUUGCACUUGAACACACGUCAUCCGAUAAAAAGAGACAGGUAGAUAGUUAUGGGACGCGCGCUAUCAGUAUUUACCACGGUUUCUGUGGCUACCUGCCUGACGAGUUGUUUCCAAUGAUAGUCACUGAGUUUAUUAACACGUUUGAAGGAGAAACAGACCCAGAACUGGCACAUGAUCGUGCAGAACUCUACUUUGAUCAACAUCAUCAUGUAGUUUUGUCUGUAGUCACGUUCAACCGAAAACGAAUACUUAAGACAACACUUAUAAGAAGAGAAGCAAUCAAUGAAGCAAAGAUAAGCCUGGACCGAGAACCUUCUUCGGAAGCAUGCAAAACUGUUUUGAAUUUUCUUGAGGAGUCAUUCAAGCGUUCCCAACAGGGCAGUAGAAGAGGAAUCAAAUAUGAACGAUGUAUUCCUUGUUUCUGUAGCAAGAAUUCUACUGAGAAUGUACACAUUCAAACGCUGGGAAAGUUUGAGAAGGACAUGCUUCCAUGCGGAAGAGAGGGAAUGCAUGUUGUACGUUACAAACGACUAUUUGGAGAUCGAAGUGUAGCAGCACCGAAGGAGGAGGCAUAUGCUAAAGGUUUUGGAGUAGAGGAGUCAAAAUUUGCGGCAAUACUUGUAAUGAUCUCAAAUGAUAUCGAAGACCUAACGAUUUGGAAAGUAGCACUCAGUGAUCACAUUAAGAAUGCUGACACUUUACAGAAGGCAAAACGCGCUAUUCAUCUGUUUGAUGCAUUGAUUGACAGUGAAGAUCUAAAAGCCUGGGAUAUUGCAUUCCUCCUAGAGACCAUCAAACUAACAAAUGUACUUCGUCUGCGCAAACACAUCCCAAACUGUCCAUGCCUUAAAAAUAUAAAGAUCACUUACUUCUCAAUGUUCAGGCAAUCUGUGAUGGAUUUUGGAAUGGAUCUUACAGAACAUGACAUUGGUUCAAUUGCUUUCAGAUAUAAGUCUAAGCUUCAUCGUCACAAGUACGGUAGUGACAAAUGGUCACUGAUAAUGGACUUAGAAAGAAGCCUAAUUUUGGCUGACGAUGAUUUGUCAUUUGAGGAUUUCAAAUUAAGCUUAGAGCAGAUGGAACUUGGGCGACUGAACAAGUGGCUAAAGCGCUAGUGUAAAUUAUUGUUCUAACAAACUUGUAAAUAAUCAAUACAGGAACAGCGCGCAACAAUAUUAGAUGUCCAACGAAUCCUUCCUGUCAAUCAAGCUUAACUACUGACCAAUAAGAACAUGUUAAUUAAUAGCCAGAAAUAUGCGCAUGUCCCAAAAACGUUUACAUUACGUUCUCGUUAUGUGGGAUCUUAGAAACAAUCACCAAGAUUUUACUAUUCCGCUCUACUUUUCAGAUAAUGUGCUUUGAAAAAAAGCUAUAUAAUUUUGUGUGCGCCAAGGCUUCAUUGAAAUGUAUUCUUUAAUUUAUCCUAUUUUAAACUAUAAUGACAUGCUGUAUGAAAAUUAAUCUGGCUUCAAACCAGGAUACUCAACAGCCACCACAAUGCUAAAAACAGAAGGCUGGCUAAAUUAUAUUGAUAAAGGAAAAUAUAUAGGACUAAGAAUAUUCUAAUCAACAAACUUAAAUCCUUCCUUCUUCAUAACAAUGUUAUCAACUGGUUCAAUAACUACCGUAUCUCUGAAACCGUAUUCAUAUUACUAGUGUAAAUUGGGCUAGCUCUGAAUACAGCACCUGAGGAAUCCCACAGGAGUCAAUACUGGGACCUCUCUUAUAUGUUAAUGAAUCACCCACAUGUAUGCUGAUGAUAACCACAAUUUAUUACUGUACAUAGAUGAAGAUAUUGAAUAUCCAACAAUUGAUAAUGAUAUGAUAAACAUUAAAAGAUGGCUCAUAUAUAUUAAGCUAAAAAGUUUGAAUAUAAAGAAACAUUUAAUAUUUGAUAAUAGGCACUAGGCAAAAACUAUCUAAUAUAUCUGAUGUACUAAUUAAUAUAAACAUAGAUGGAGACUCAAUCACCCAUGUUGCAGUAGUAAACAUCUUUGUGUAGUUAUAGAUAAAAAUCUGUCCUGGUGCUCCCAGAUAGACCAUGUAAAAAGCAAGGCUCCGCAAAGCCUAUAUUAUCUGAAAAAAGCUAAUCAAAAUCUUCCAAAUGCAAACUUUUUUUUCUAUGCAAACUGCAUAAAUCACUUAUGGCUUCCCAUGUUGAAUAUUGUCAUGUCAUAUGGGGGACUUUCAAAUAACACUCAAAGCAAAGAGCUCCAAAUACUCCAAAACUUGCAGCUAAAACAAUUACAAAAACAUCAAGAAGUGACUCCCAGUACACAAGCUCUGCAAAACCUUAAAUGAAAGAACUUGGACGAAAGACUGUUCUUAAAUGAGGCCAUCACUAUGUAUAAGAUUAUGAAUAAACUUGCACCUUCUUAUUUAUGCAACAAAUUUAUUAUCGGAGAUAAUUAGUACAAAAUUAGAAGUAAACCAAAAUUACUAUUACCAAACCAAGAUCUGAUUAUAAAAAUAGGCUUAUCAGGUAGGGGUGCAAACAUGUAGAAUGGUAUUAGUGAAGACCUAAAAAAUGUUAUAAAUGUCAAUUUUUUUUUUAAUUGCUACCAUGUAAACACCUAUUUCUUGUUCAUCCAUUGUGAUAUUGCAUUUCUGUUUACAACUAUAUAUUAGCUAAUGAUUUUGAUUUUAAGUUUAGUUUUUAAUUAAGGUUCAGUAAGUGCCUUUUAGAUAAUUUUUUUCAUUUUAUGUUUUUAUGAUUUAGAUAGAAGGCAGACAUUUUGUAACCGUAACCUAUGUCUUUCAUGAUGCUCUACUGCGAGUGCUUUGCAAUCAGGACAUUUCGUAACCAAGGCAUUCCAGGUCUCAAAGUGUCUAGUUGCGAGGUAUCCGUGGCAGUCACUGGGGAUCUGGGUUUUUGGAGGGUCCUAGUUACAGAAUGUCGACAUUUCCAUAUGGAAUAAUCGUUGUAUAAAUGUAAUUUUUGGUUUUCUUUAAGUUGUACAGUUAACUAAAUAUUAGCCUUAUGCUACUGUUUUUUAAAUUGCUUUCAAAUCUGUAAAUUUUAUUUUGUUAAUUUGUUGUUUCUCCUUCACGGACUUGAAGAACAACUAUUGUUGAAACAAGAUUUCCAGUGCUAAAAUAAAGCUAAUUAUUAUUAUAAUUAUAAUUAUUAUAGUCUUUAUGUAAUGUAUUACCCAUAUAGCAUUUUAUAGCCCAGUGAAUUGCUUAACCUAAAUAUAAUGCACCAAUACUUAUAAUUUGCAAAUAUAAAAAAUAUUAUGUCACAUAUGCUCAUUUCAUUGUG